This is a messenger RNA of Oreochromis niloticus (Nile tilapia), 6589 nucleotides long. It is a transcript of the gene bmp2k, whose product is annotated as BMP2 inducible kinase. The transcript is spliced from 16 exons. Gene Ontology annotation, molecular function: protein kinase activity; ATP binding. Lineage: Eukaryota; Metazoa; Chordata; Actinopteri; Cichliformes; Cichlidae. The record is from RefSeq and is a predicted model, not a curated record. Gene Ontology annotation, biological process: protein phosphorylation. Bases 760 to 4284 code for a protein of 1174 amino acids.
CUCAUUGGGUAAAUAACAAACCACCCACUUAUUUUGAAGCCUGCCGUUUAGGAGUCACGAGAAGUUUAACGGUUAGAGAAGCUCAAGGAAAAUGAUACAAAUGAACCGGAUGAAAACGGUUUCACUGGAGUCGUUCUGACAAGCAGACGACGCCCGCUUAUAUCACAGGUGCGGUCUCGUACUUUGUUAGCCCACCUGCACUCGGGGCGGCUCGAGGAACCGCUGUGGCUGCUAGCGAAGCUCGUUAGCCGCUAACCACCGAAGCUAGCGAGCUAACUAGACGAAUCGCCCGACUAGAGCGACCAAGUGGCGGGCGUGAAGCUAACCACGUCAGGGCUGGUUUUGGAGGGCUGGUUGGCUGAAUUUAUUCCGUUGAGGAGUUUAUUUCCGCCCUUCUUCUACAGUGCUGCUCUUCUUCCCCGUUUCAUUGUGUCGGAGCGUCCUGGCUGCAUGCACGCAUGCUAGCAACUGCCACAAGUAGCUAGCGUAAGCUAAAGUGGCAGUUUUUGUUUUUGUUUUUGACGCUGUCGCCGGUACGAGAUUUCGGAACGCGGUUGUGUCACCAUGACGCGUGGUUAUUAAGUGGACUUUUUAAAUGUCGUGCAGCCCCUCUAGGAGAACCAGACGCGGAGCAUGCAGGAGAAGAAGAGAGUCCAGAUAAGUAGAUAGGGGAAGCAACCGAGUUAAACUGGACUGCGGAGUCGAUUCGCCUCUGAUUAGGGAUUGCAUUUUGGUUGGCCCUGACAGAGAAAGGAAAGGAUGAAGAAGUUUUCGAGAAUGCCAAAGUCUGAGAGCGGUGGGCUCGGAGGGGCAUCCGGCUCGAGCUCCAGCUCCGGAGUCAGCAGCUACUUCGGGAAAGUGUUUUCAGUCGGCCGGUACCAAGUCACCGUGGAGGAGCUUGUUGCAGAAGGAGGCUUCUCUGUGGUGUUUCUGGCUCGUACGCACAGCGGUGUACGCUGUGCUCUCAAAAGGAUGUACGUCAACAAUGUCCCGGACCUGAAUGUCUACAAGAGAGAGAUCACUAUCAUGAAAGAGCUGUCGGGCCAUAAGAACAUCGUUGGUUACCUGGACUCUACGAUCAGUCCUGUGUCAGACAGCGUGUGGGAGGUCCUGAUCCUCAUGGAGUACUGUAAAGCGGGGCAGGUAGUGAAGCAGAUGAACCAGCGGUUAAAUGUGGGCUUCAGCGAGGCUGAGGUCCUCCACAUCUUCUGUGACACGUGCGAGGCCGUGGCCCGCUUGCACCAAUGCAAAACACCCAUCAUCCACAGAGACCUUAAGGUUGAGAAUAUCCUGCUGAAUGACCAGGGAAAUUAUGUGCUGUGCGACUUUGGCAGCGCCACUCACAGAGUUUUACUGCCACAGAAGGACGGCGUGGCUGCUGUGGAGGACGAGAUUAAGAAGUACACAACCCUUUCAUACCGCGCGCCGGAGAUGAUUAACUUGUAUGCAGGAAAAGCCAUCACCACUAAGGCUGAUAUAUGGGCACUUGGAUGCUUGUUGUACAAGCUGUGUUUCUUCGCACUUCCAUUUGGGGAGAGUCAAGUCGCCAUAUGUGAUGGAACCUUUAUCGUUCCAGAUAACUCCAAAUUCUCCUUCAAGUUGCACUGUUUAAUCAGAUAUAUGCUCGAACCAGACCAGGAGAAGAGACCUGACAUUUACCAAGUGUCCUAUUUUGCCUUCAAAUUAGCUGGAAAAGACUGUCCAGUGCCAAAUCUCUUCAACUCUCCCAUCCCGACGUCACUCCCUGAACCUCUGACAGCCAGCGAGGUCGCUGCUAAGAAGAGCUUGACGAAAGCCAGGAUCACAGACUCUGUGGGCCCAACGGAAACAUCGAUAGCUCCCAGACAGCGGCCAAAGGCUGCAAACAGUAAUGUCCUGCCUCUCACCAACACUGUCACCCCUGUCAAGAUGACCGUGCCUUCAGCACCCGUCAGCAACGGCCAGAAAGCUCCCACUCCUGGCUCUGGGCAACCAUCCAUACAGUCUCAGCCUCAGCAACAGCCUCAGCCACAGGCCAGCAGUCAACAACACAGAGUCCUGCAGCAGCUACAACCUGGUGAUUUGCGUCUGCAGCAGCUACAACAGCAUCACCACCACCACCAGGCAGUGCAGCAACAACAUGCAAAUGCACAGCAACUCCAAUACCUCCAGUACCAACAGGCUGUGCAGCAGUCGCUUCAGCUUCAGCAGCAGCAGCAGCAACAGCAACAGCAGCAGGCAAUGCUCCAGCAGCAGCAGCAGCAGCAGGCCAUGCUCCAACAACAGCAGCAGCAACAGGCCAUGCUUCAGCAGCAGCAACAACAGGCCAUGCUCCAACAGCAGCAGCAGCAGCAGAUGAUGUAUCAGCAGCAGGUUGCUCAGGCUCAGUACGCCGCCAUGCUGCAACAGUACCAACAGGCUUUUGUCCAGCAACAACAGCAGCAUCAGCAACAUCAUCAACAACAUCCACAGCAGCAGCAGCAUCAUCCUGCUCAGCAGCCUCUCCCCUAUAUGUCUUCCCCUCUUGAGUUCCAGAUCCCUCUGGGUUCCUACAAUGCGACCACACCCACCACAGGAACUGGAGCUGGUACUGGCCAGAUGGGGGGGCCAUCUCCUGUGGAUCCCUCAUACACUAACCCCAGGAACCCUCUGCUGUCCACAGAUGGGGUUACCCCACCUUUGCAGAGCUGCAGCAGUGCAGUCAGCAACCCUCCCGAUAUGUCAGGCUGGAACCCUUUCGGAGAGGACAACUUUUCUAAAUUGACCGAGGAGGAGCUGCUUGACCGGGAAUUUGACAUGCUCAGAGCAAAGAAGCCAGUGGAGAGGACAACGAGCGUGGAAACUGACCGACCGCCGCCUGCUGCCUCCGCAGCCAAGCCCCUUCCUCCAGAGGAUCUCUUCGGCUCAGUCCCAUUUGUGGCCAACGCAGGUACCAGCGCGCAGAAGGCCGAGCCGACCAGCGAGGAGGUCGGCGUUCCUGAACCUGCUGAGAGUCUGCAGCCGACCCACAAGGAGCACAAACCAAGCAGGAAGACCAACUGCAGGCCCGGCGACGAGUCCGACAGCGACUUCGAGUCCGACCCUCCUUCACCUAAGAGCAGCGAGGACGAAGAGCCGGAGGAAGAGGAGGCGUUGAAUAGCGAACAUGGUGAAGACACCGAGCCAGAGAAUUUUGGACAGAGGCCUUUGCUGAUGGACUCUGAGGAGGAGGGAGAGGAGGAUGAAGACAAACACAGCUCAGAUUCAGACUAUGAUGCCAGCAGGGUGAAGAACCGCUCAAAGAAACCUGCAGGAGCUAAAGGAGCGACUGCUGCCACCAGGAGUCCUCCUUCUGGGAUGGCUCUGAUCACGCCCCCAGAGUCACCUGGUGGAGCGAGAGCUGUGGAGCCUGUGGAUGUUUUUGGUGCUGUGCCCUUUGUCGGAGGAGCCUCGCCUGUGGAACCUCCAGAGACCACAGAUAUCUUCACUAAAGCACCUUUCAAGGUCGGCCAUGAGCAGCAGGCGGCAGACGAGUUUGACGUUUUUACCAAAGCGCCGUUCAACCGGAACCUCUCGAGGUCGAGCAGGAGCGGCGGUGACGUCCCCAUGGGCCAAACGCCGCCAGUUUCUCCUGAGGGCAUUGAUGUUUUUGGCUUCUCUCCCUUCCAGCCAAGCCCCGCCGCCCCACCUCCCACCACCUCCAGAAGUGCCGAAGACAUCUUCCGGACACCCUUCGAGGAGUCGGCGAGUCCUCAGCAGCAGAGGCUGAAGCAGCGCAGCCUUCAAAAGCUGUCAUCCCGCCAGAGGAAGACCAAACAGGAAGCCACGGCUGGGGGCAGUAAUGGCAAGCGGCACCAUGGCACACCGACCGGAGGUCGCAAGACUAACAAGCCGACCUAUCGCACGCCCGAACGAGUCCGCAGACACAAGAAGGUCGGCCGCAGAGACUCGCAGAGCAGCAACGAGUUCCUCAGCACCUCUGACUCUAAGGAGAACAUCAGUGUGGAUAUAACGAUGGCCGAGGGAGCGUCUCUGCCGGUGGACGACGCCCUUUUAGACCCGUUUGGAGCCAAACCCUUUCACCCUCAGGACGGCGGCCGACACAGCCAGUACCAAGGCCUCAGCGACGGUAAAGGUGACAUCGGCACGGCCAACGGUAAGUCCUGGACAGGCUCUCUGCACGGAGAGAGCCGAAUCAUGGAUGACUUUGGGGCGGUGCCCUUCACAGAACUGGUCAUCCACAGUGGACCUCAGCAGCAGGCGGCGCCCUCACAGCCGCUGGACCUCGACCCCUUCGGAGCCGCACCUUUCCCCUCAAAGCAGUGACUCCAAUUGCGUCUUCCCGCUCUGUCAGCUGCUUUCUUUUUCUUGGUUUGGGAUCAUUUUUAACCAACAAGCUAAAACUUUUUUCUAAGAGCAUUUUAAUACACCAGAGUCUGGAUAACAAACCCUGUGGAGUGCGAGUGGUGUUUCCACAUAUCCUUCAGCUGCACAUGUUUUUGAAAAGCCUUUAAUGCUGCAUCUGAACGCUGUUUGGAACCAAAAGAAACCCACUCAAAAAAAAAAUGUGAUUCUGAGCUUCGCGUUUGACCGCUUGACUCGCUGUGAAAAGCUCUCUCCGGCCUGCCUUCUGAUCUGCCGACAUGUUUUUGUUUUUAGCACCACGAAGCCUUACCUGAGCUCGGCUCUGCCUUGCUUCAUAGUACCUCAGAAACCACGACGCCGUCAGCCUCGCGCGUCUUUUGAAAUCAUUUGGGAGUUUUCCUGAACCUCUUAGUUCUAUUUUAGAUUCUUCUCUAUGCAUAAUGUCACAGUAGUCUUUAUGCAGCUAAAUGUGGGUGUGGUUUGUGAUGCAUUAGAAGGGACUGAAUCUUGUUCUUCUUCUUGGAGCUCUUAAUCGGGUCAGGUUUAAAUUUAGGAUCUUAACUUUUUUUUUUUCCUAGCAGUAAGAACUCUUUUUUUAUUUUUUAAAUAAGUUACAACUCAACAUUUCUCUGUUAGAAAUAAAACACACAAAGCCACGUUAGAGGACUAGUUUAGGAUUUAUGAGCCCUGCAGAACUCGAGCUGUUCCACUGUUUUCCCGGCAUUGUCACUGACCUCGGCAUUUUACAUCAUCGGGAAUUUUGCCAUUGGUAAACUGAUAGGUUUGCAGGUUUAGUCUGAACAAGUCCCAUGAAAGAACUAAAGCCAAUCAAGUGUUUCAAGUAAUUUUCGCUCCAACCCCAAACGUUUGUAGCUGUUACAUGACUGAGGUGCAUGUGAGACUGGCUCACAUUAGCUGCUCUGUAAAGGUGCUUGUUGUACAUUUGUAUAUUUAAAAGUAGCGUAAAAGCUUUAAAAUUGACUAAAAAUGUCACCAGAAUGUGAAGAAAUAACUGCUACGACAAAAAGGACUUGGUGCCGAAGCGAUAUUGACUGAAGUUGAAUUAGAGCGGGGCUGUACUUUUAUGUAAUACCAAUCAGCGCCACAAGAUGGUGCUGUGAGUCUGUGUAACCUGAAUUAAACUGGGUGUUGUAAAAACCUCUUGAGAAAAUUAGGGGUAUGAAUUAAGAAGAAAAGGUGAAAUAACAGCAGCACACACCUUAAAUCAUUUCAGCACGCCCCCUGGUGGUGAAAGAUUUGAUGAAGGUAGAUAAUACCACUAACCUGCUCGCUUCAAAGUCUGUGCUGAAUUCAGACAAAACCCGUACUUGGAGGUACUUUUUAAGAUUAUGCAUGUCGAAGUCAAGUCAAACCUUCACCACCAGGUGGCAGCGUUUUUGCUAACGGGUGUGUUGAUGUUUUUUUUAAGAUUCAUGUUGCUGCUACUGUUAACUUUUUUUUAAAACCAGGUUUCUCAAGAAGCUUUGCAAGACCACAGCUGUAGUCAGAGAUGAAUUUGAAGUCAAAUUUACCUCCUUUUUCUAUCACUUUCCCUUAACCUUGAAACAGGAAGUAGAAUUUAUAAGGAUUUAUGAGAAGAAGCUAUAAAGGAUAAUUUGGUUGGUUGGUUUUUGAACGACUUUUAAACUGAGAAUUUAGAAAAAGUGGACGUACUGUGUGCUACGUGUGAGAGAGAUAAACCCGACUCGCUUCUCUUGGGUUUUCAUUUAACCCCGUCUGUGAACGCAGCCCCACUCAGACUAGUUUUUAUGGAAGGUCUUUGAGAGCAAUAGUUUGGUGUUAGAAAGAAGAACCGUACUGUUCAGAGCUUUAAAUAAUUCAUAUUUAGAGGCGCUGCUAUAAAGCUCAUCUUUGUAGCCAGGAGGCAUAAAAAAAUUAGAAAAUGGCACCCGAACUUUUAGUUAUUUUGUGGCCGUUUGAUAAUUAAAACUGUACUUUAUGUUUAAAGAAAUAAAAUCCCACUUAAAAAUCGUAACUGGUUAAAAUAGUUUUCAUACAGUCCGUGUUUUUGUGCCAACUGAUUUAUGGUGCUGACCAACAAGUUAUUUUGUCUGCUUCACCAUCAUGUGUGGGUAAUUCCUGGAAAUGAGUUUAUGGAGUAGAUUUAACUAUGAAUGAAGUAAGAAGAGUGGCAGGGAUCUUUUUCCGCCUCCUUAAAAUAUCAGACUGCUCUUUUAAAAACAGAAAAUUCCUCAUGGCGCUUUAUUAAGGACCCUACAGUAAUACAGGCCGGGGAGCAGAUUCA